Lagopus muta (rock ptarmigan) is the source of this 2876-nucleotide messenger RNA. It is a transcript of the gene FAM171A1, whose product is annotated as family with sequence similarity 171 member A1. The transcript is spliced from 9 exons. Lineage: Eukaryota; Metazoa; Chordata; Aves; Galliformes; Phasianidae. The coding region runs from base 72 to 2753 and encodes 893 amino acids. Gene Ontology annotation, biological process: stress fiber assembly; regulation of cell shape. The record is from RefSeq and is a predicted model, not a curated record. Gene Ontology annotation, cellular component: plasma membrane.
CUCCUCCUCCCCCGGGCAGCGGCUCCGGCGGCGCUUUCCUCCCUGGCGGCGGCUGGCGGCGGCGGGUGGAAAUGAGCAGGUCGGCGGCGCUUCUCCUCUGCCUGCUGGGCUGCAACGUGUGGAAGGCGGUGACCAAAACCUUAGGGGCGCCCGAGGCGGCUCAAGAAGUAACGCUGAAAGUCCAUGUGAGCGAUGCCAGCACACAUCAGCCAGUAACGGAAGCCUUCAUUGAGAUUUUUACCAACCAGAUCUCCAUUGCAUCUGGAACCUCAGGAGCAGAUGGCACUGCCUUCCUCAAGUUUCAGUAUAAAUUGGGCAAUCAGCUGAUAGUGACUGCUAGUAAACAUGCCUAUGUGCCAAAUUCUGCACCAUGGAAACCUGUAAGAUUGCCUGUCUUCUCUUCACUGAGUCUUGGCCUUCUUCCUGAACGCUCAGCUACUCUAAUGGUCUAUGAUGAUGUAGUCCAGAUAGUCUCAGGAUUUCAAGGUGCACGGACUCAGCCACAAGUUCACUUUCAGAGAAGAUCAGUGAAAUUACCAGAGAACACCAGCUAUAGUGAUUUGACAGCAUAUCUGACCGCAGCCAGUUCACCCUGGGAAGUGGACAGUUUCCCUUACUUGCAGGGAUUGGAUGGAAAUGGAACAGGAAACAGCACAAGGUAUGACCUCACCCCUGUCGCUGCAGUCAGCGUCCAUCUUCUCAGCAGUGAUGGUACUCCAGUCCCAGUGAAUGGCCCCAUCUACGUAACAGUGCCUCUGCCAACAAACAGCAACUUGAAGCACAAUGCACACGUUCCAGCCUGGAGGUUUGACCAAAAAUUUGGGACGUGGCUGAAGAGUAGUUUGGGACUUGUGCAACAGGAAGGAAAUCAGUUGACUUGGACUUACAUUGCCCCCCAGCUGGGCUACUGGGUUGCAGCCAUGUCACCUACUAUCCCAGGUCCCGUUGUAACCCACGACAUUACCAGCUAUCACACCAUGUUUCUUUUGGCAAUUUUAGGAGGGAUGGCUCUCAUACUUCUAGUCUUACUGUGUCUCCUUUUGUAUUAUUGCAGAAGAAAAUGUUUAAGACCUCGUCAGCAUCAUAAGAAACUGCAACUUCCCACAGCACUGGACACUUCUAAGAAGGAUCAAGCAACCUCUAUGUCCCAUAUAAAUUUAAUAUUUUCACGCCGUGAGUCAGAAUUUCCUGGCGGGCUCUCUGUUGCUAGCAAUGGACACACUGAAAACUCAGGUGCAAAGGAAUUAAUCAGUGCUGUCCACAUGGAGAUGGUGUCACCUAGUGGAGAAGCAGAUAUGCAUACACCUAUGCUCAAACACUCCUUCAGUACUUCCCAGGAGUUCAGCUCCCGAGAGGAACUGCUCUCUGACAAGGAGAAAGACAAGAGCAGAAUUUCCUUGGAUGACCUGACUCCCAGCGGGUCUCUGAGAAAAGACUACCACAAAUCAGCAGAUAGUUUUCCUUUAAAGACAAGAAAAUCUACAGAAACAGCUGAAGGCUAUGAGUCCCCCGUCAAAGAUGAAUAUAGGAGAAGUUACAAUGCUAUGCUAUCUCAGCCUUUAUUUGAAAAGCAAGAGAGAGAAAUUCAAGUAUCUAUGAACCAUAUUGCUACUGGAAGUAAAUACAAUAUUCAGGAACAAAUAUACCCCACACCUUCAGCUCCUGAAAAAGAGCUGCUGGACUGCAGACCUACUGAAUGUAUGAUGUCUCGUUCGGUCGAUCACCUUGAAAGACCUACAUCUUUCCCUCGACCAGGUCAGUUAAUCUGCUGCAAUUCUGUUGACCAAGUUAAUGACAGUGUUUACAGAAAAGUUUUGCCUGCACUGGUGAUUCCGGGUCAUUACAUGAAAUUACCAGAGCACUCUUUCGUUAGCCAGCCGCUGGUUGUCCCCGCUGACCAGCCCAUUGAUCUAGAAAGACUUCAGGCUGAGCUUCCCAAUCCUCAUGCACGGCUUUUUCCACACCCCCCACAGCAGUUGCAGCCCCAACAGUUGACAUCACAAGCAAUAUCUCAACAACAUUUGCAAGAUGCAGGUGCAGCUGAGUGGAGUCAACAAAACGCUUCCAUGUCUGAAUCUAUUUCCAUCCCCGCCUCACUUAAUGACGCAUCCCUGGCUCAAAUGAACAGCGAAGUGCAGCUUCUUACAGAAAAGGCGUUGAUGGAAUUAGGAGGAGGAAAGCCAUUGCCUCAUCCUCGAGCGUGGUUCGUUUCUCUAGAUGGACGCUCAAAUGCUCACGUUAGACAUUCGUACAUUGAUCUCCAAAGAGCUGGGAGGAAUGGGAGUAACGAUGCCAGUUUGGACUCUGGCGUCGACAUGAACGAACCAAAAUCUGCACGAAAGGGAAGAGGAGAUCAUCUGUCUGCACCACAGAGUCACCCACCAGUGCAAGAGCACCAGCAGAGAGAGCGGAAGGUUUCGGAUAGCACAGCUUACACCCAACUUGUGUAUUUGGAUGAUAUGGACCAAAGUGGCAGCGAGUGCGGAACGGCGGUUUGUAGCCCUGAGGACAAUGCUCUGCGAUGCCUACUGGAGGGCACGAGUAAGAGAAGUGGUGUGCAGCUGCCCAGUCUGCAGGAGGAAACGAGAACUGUGGAUACCAAACCAGAGCCAUUAACUAGUCCUGAGCAUGGAACGUCAGGUCAAGAUGAGGAGGAGGAUGAGGAGGAUGAGGAAGAUGACCAAGGUGAAGAUAAGAAGAGUCCUUGGCAGAAACGAGAGGAAAGACCACUAAUGACUUUCAACCUGAAGUAAGCUAUUGUGAAAAUCCACCAUUCAGUGGAGUAUAAAAUUGCCAAAUAUUCUUUCUGUGGAAGUGCUUGAUUUUUUUUUUUCCCUUUUCUUUUUUUCUUUUUUUUUUUUUUUUUUUUUUUUUUU